Molecule: messenger RNA, 1180 nt
Organism: Sesamum indicum (sesame)
Lineage: Eukaryota; Viridiplantae; Streptophyta; Magnoliopsida; Lamiales; Pedaliaceae
Product: protein ABA DEFICIENT 4, chloroplastic
Source: RefSeq, a predicted model, not a curated record
AACUGAGGGGCACCCUUUUCCUGCAAUGACGUUUUUUGUUUGGAUUUGGCUCACUUUAAUGAGUUAGCUAUAAUCACCGUGUAAUUAUUCUUAAUGCGCAUGUGCAGUAAAAUUUCAACGUGACCUCACUUUUCUUUAUUCCACAAAUGGAGUCUUGGUGUCUUCAAAAGCGGUGUUCGAGCUUUUCUUGUCUUGUGGCCCAUUCUUGCUGUUGCCGCUACAUAUAUCAGUAGCCUGGUUUCUUGAAUCAAACAAGUAUUUGUUUGUAAUCUAGGAGCUCGGUUUUGCAAGAUUCGCUUUUUUGGAUUUUCGGAUAUGGGCUUGUCUUGUUGUUUUUUCAGCUCACCAGUAUGUGUAUCUCUUAGGAUUGACUGCCCAGGAUUACCUUCUAACACUUCAUGCAACAAUAUUGUAAGCCAAAGAUGUAAUUUUAAGAGCAGGAACACUGAACUGUUUGGCCGAGAAAUGGUAGGAAAGGACGUGAACCAAUGUAUUGGCUGGAGUUUUCUUGGAGGAUCGAGAACCAUCCAUAAAACGAAUCUUUCAAGAAGCAUCCCGUGCAGGAAAAGCUCAGCGGUAUAUGCUUCAUGGCUGCCAUGUUCUGAAAUUGCGAGCAGAGCUUUUACAUUGGGCACAGCUGCCGUUCUUCCAUUUUAUACCUUAAUGGUUGUAGCCCCCCAAGCUGAACUUACGAAGAAGUUAUUGUCGAGCAGCAUCCCCUAUAUGGUUCUUGGAGUAUUGUAUGCUUAUCUGUUGUACCUAUCCUGGACACCUGACACGAUACGGCUGAUGUUUGCAAGUAAAUACUGGUUGCCGGAGCUGCCAGGUAUAGCUAAGAUGUUCUCCAGUGAGAUGACACUUGCUUCCGCUUGGAUUCAUUUGUUGGUUGUUGAUCUUUUCGCUGCAAGGCAGGUUUAUUACGACGGGCUGCAAGAAAAUAUAGAGAUCCGUCAUUCGGUUUCUCUUUGCCUGCUGUUUUGUCCCAUUGGCAUUCUAUCUCAUUUCAUCACUAAAGCUCUAACCAGCAAAGAACAUAGAAUUCAUUGACAAAUAUUUUCGUCCCUUUGUAGAGCGUAGAAGUCUCGUUUCCUGGAUAAUUGAGACAUGUUUGAUGCAGUAGAUUUUUCAGUAAAACAUCAAGCAAUUAGCUGUGUUUUCUAUUAAGCCUAACUUCUCAGAA